AACGAAGCUUCGUGGCGCUUCGACCAGAGAGUUGAGAAGCUACGCUCAUUGCGUCACCGCACAGGACACCUGCGGCAACCCCACCAUGACCUUCCGCGAUCUCCUGCUCCCCUAAACUUCUCCCGUCCCCUCUUGUCGCUUCAAUCCAUUUCUCCCUUCUCUUUCGUUCCUCAUCCUCGCAAAAAAGCAAUCAUGAGCGCUAAGACUGUUUCCCUCAAGCCCUUCCAAGACCAGAAGCCUGGAACUUCUGGUCUUCGUAAGAAGGUCAAGGUCUUCCAGCAGGAGCACUACUCCGAGGCCUUCGUUGCCUCCAUCCUCCUCUCCAUCCCCGAGGGCGCCGAGGGCAGCACCCUCGUUAUCGGUGGUGAUGGCAGAUACUACAACCCGGAGGUUACGCAGCUGAUCGCUAAGAUCGGUGCGGCAUACGGCGUCAAGAAGCUCAUCAUUGGCCAGAACGGCAUUCUCAGCACCCCCGCUGCCAGCAAUGUCAUCAGGAUACGCAAGGCCACUGGCGGUAUCCUUCUGACGGCUUCCCACAACCCUGGUGGACCCGAGGAGGACUUCGGUAUCAAGUACAACCUUGCCAACGGUGCCCCUGCGCCCGAGGGCGUCACCAACAAGAUGUUCGAGACCUCCAAGGCCCUCACCUCCUACAAGAUCUCGGACAUUCCCGAUGUCGACCUGGCCACGAUUGGUUCCAAGACCUACGGCCCUCUUGAGGUUGAGAUCAUCCACUCGACCCAGGACUACGUUACCAUGCUGAAGGAGAUCUUCGACUUUGACCUGAUCAAGUCGUUCCUCAAGGAGCACUCCGACUUCAAGAUUCUGUUUGAUGGUCUCAGCGGUGUCACCGGCUCUUACGCCGUGGACAUUUUUGAGAAGGAGCUCGGCCAGAAGGGCAGCACCCAGAACUGCGUGCCCAAGCCCGACUUUGGUGGCCACCACCCCGACCCCAACCUUGUCUACGCCAAGAGCCUUGUUGAUGUUGUCGACAAGAACGGUAUCCACUUCGGUGCUGCCUCCGACGGUGAUGGUGACCGUAACAUGAUCUACGGUGCCAACAGCUUCGUCUCCCCUGGUGACAGCUUGGCCAUCAUCGCUCACCACGCUGACCUGAUCCCCUACUUCAAGAAGCAGGGCAUCUACGGUCUCGCCCGUUCCAUGCCCACUUCCGGUGCCAUCGACCUUGUCGCCAAGGCCAAGGGUGUUCAGUCCUACGAGGUGCCCACCGGCUGGAAGUUCUUCUGCGGUCUCUUCGAUGCCAACAAGAUGAACAUCUGCGGUGAGGAGUCUUUCGGUACUGGCUCCAACCACAUCCGUGAGAAGGACGGUCUCUGGGCCAUUGUUGCCUGGUUGAACAUCAUCGCCGGCGUCGGCCAGAAGACUGGCACCACUCCCAGCAUCAAGUCCAUCCAGGAGGACUUCUGGAAGACGUACGGCCGCACCUUCUUCACCCGUUACGACUACGAGGGUUGCGAGACCGAGGGCGCCAACAAGAUGACGGCGCACAUGCAGGAACUCAUCACCACCAAGAAGUCCGAGUUUGUCGGCUCGACCAUCAAGGGCCGCAAGGUCGUUGAGGCCGACGACUUCUCGUACACGGAUCUGGACGGCAGCGUCAGCAAGAACCAGGGUAUCUACGUCAAGUUCGACGACGGCAGCCGCAUUGUGGUUCGUCUGUCCGGUACCGGCAGCAGCGGCGCCACGAUCCGUCUGUACGUCGAGAAGCACGAGUCGGACGCCAGCAAGUACACGAUGGACACGCAGGAGUACCUCAAGGACAACGUCGACCUGGCGACGGGUCUGCUCAAGCUGCAGGAGUUCACGGGCCGCAGCAAGCCUACGGUCAAGACCUAAGCGCGUCGCGGGCGGAGGAGAUUUGACGAGUGAUGAAGGAUUAUAUACUACACAUGGCUUUACUAGUGCAGCGCUAGGCAAGCAGGACAUGAUAAUAAAAAGUGAAUUGGCUGCUCCAGAAGUACAGGCGAGGCGACGGUGACUACUACUAAUGGUAAACCGAGAUUCACCGUGUAGCGAGACAGGCAAGGAGCGUUCUGUAGGGACUGCUUGUAUCAUUCUCUAACUCUUAGCCCAAGUCCCGGGUAUGUGUGAAAAGGUCUUAGAGCACAUAUAGAUUCUAUAUAUCUUAACCAGGUCUCU
Aplosporella prunicola CBS 121167 is the source of this 2160-nucleotide messenger RNA. RefSeq lists its product as uncharacterized. The transcript has 3 exons. The record is from RefSeq and is a predicted model, not a curated record. Gene Ontology annotation, molecular function: phosphoglucomutase activity; magnesium ion binding. Lineage: Eukaryota; Fungi; Ascomycota; Dothideomycetes; Botryosphaeriales; Aplosporellaceae. Gene Ontology annotation, biological process: carbohydrate metabolic process. The coding region runs from base 193 to 1857 and encodes 554 amino acids. Gene Ontology annotation, cellular component: cytosol.